Branchiostoma floridae (Florida lancelet) is the source of this 4805-nucleotide messenger RNA. Its product is annotated as speract receptor-like. Gene Ontology annotation, biological process: protein phosphorylation; receptor guanylyl cyclase signaling pathway; intracellular signal transduction. Gene Ontology annotation, molecular function: protein kinase activity; guanylate cyclase activity; peptide receptor activity. NCBI's taxonomy places the organism in Eukaryota, Metazoa, Chordata, Leptocardii, Amphioxiformes, Branchiostomatidae. The coding region runs from base 1 to 3462 and encodes 1153 amino acids. The record is from RefSeq and is a predicted model, not a curated record. The transcript is spliced from 26 exons.
AUGGAGAGGAACGUUGCUGUCUUGAUUUUUGUGACAGUCUGUAUGUGCUUCGUCCGAAAUGAAGGCGUCAAACUAGGACUGUUGGUGACAACGGACAAUGCGGUGAUAAGCCACGUUCGUAGCAAAGCUUAUACGGAUAUUGGACUUUAUUUCAAACUCUUUCAGGUGAGUUUCUCCAACCCCGGAUUGGUCAUUUCGGGCGCCAUGACACUUGCUGUUGAUGACGUCAACAGAAACCCUGCUUUGCUGCCUAACACGACGCUGGAAUUUGUCUGGAACAAUACCGAGGGUUAUGAAGACGGUUCUAUCCGGGCCCUGACCGAGCAGUGGCGGGACGGAGUGGUCGCGUUCUUCGGGCCGGGGGAGACGUGCACCACCGAGGCACGGAUAGCGGCCUCGUGGAACGUCCCCAUGAUAUCUUACAUGUGUUCCGAGUACCCAGUCUCAGACAAGUCGCAGUACCCAACCUUCGCACGGACCCUGCCACCGGACACACAAGUCUCCAACUCCAUCCUGGCGCUACUGGAGAACUUCGGCUGGAACAAUGUCACCUUGGUGGUGUCAGAGACAGAGACGUGGAGAAGUGUUGCUGCCAGCCUAUGGGAGGUCCUGCCAGCCUACAACAUCACCAUCGCCUUCCAGAUGGACUUCGCCCAUCCGUACCUACCCGGGCUCAGUAAAGGAGAUGAUGGCAGGGACCCUCUACUAACUAUAGUACACCAGACGUACAUCGAUACUAGGAUAUACAUCGUACUGGGGAAGUACUUUGAGGCGUUGGAGUUUGCGCACUUCAUGUAUGAGAUGGACCUAUUGUCUGGGGGAGAGUACAUGGUCAUCACCGUCGAGUUAGAUCAAGAGUACAACCGUGACUAUCCACAGAGUCUCAUGCAAGGUCCGUUUGAAGCUGACUUGCGGGAGGGUAUCAUCGAGGCAUUCCGCUCCGUGUUGGUGCUCGUGCCGUCCCCUCCGAGUAACCCAGACUACGGCCUGUUUGAGAGAGAAGUGGACCAGAAGAGCAAAGAACCGCCUUUCAACUUCUCCUCCAAACUUACCAGACGGAUCCCUCGAACAGCGGCCUACCUGUACGACUCCGUCAUGAUCUACGCGCAUGCGCUCCACAGGACCAUUCAGAAGGGCGGCAGUACCACAGACGGGCAGGCGAUCAUCAAGAACGCCAUCAGCAGGCAAUACCAAAGUGUUCUUGGGAAUCUGAUGUACGUAGACCAUAACGGGGAUGCCGAGAUCAACAUCACAGUGCUGUCCGUGAAACAGUACACAGACCCCGUCACCUCGGAGCACACGUACGGUCUGCUGCCUGUGGCCAUAUUCAGGGAGGAGGACGGGAGACCGGUAUUUCAGGUCACGGCUGCAGAUGGGAUAGACUGGGUAGGCGGGGACCCUCCUCUGGUGGAGCCGCCAUGUGGGUUCAGAGGUCAAAGAUGCGUGUCACCACCAGAUUUUGCGGCGGAAAUAUCCAGUGGCGUAAUAGGAGGCGUCUGUCUGAUACUGUUUAUUAUCGGACUGAUUGUUUACAGAAAUUACAAGUAUGAGUCUGAGCUGGCCAGAAUGCUGUGGAAGAUUGACUAUAAGGACAUCGUACGCCGUGGCAUGCGGAGCAGAAUGAACAACAGCAGCAGGUGCCUGAACGUUUCCCAAUUAACGAUGAACAGUGACACGGCGCAGGUGUUCGCGCACGUCGGCUACUACAAAGGUGCCACCGUGGCCAUCAAAUGGGUCCAUAAGAACCACGUGGAUCUAACCAGAAGCGUUCGGAAAGAGCUCAAACUCAUGAAAGACCUUCGGCAUGACAACAUCGCCACCUUCAUCGGCGCAUGCGUCGACUCCCCUAACAUUUGCAUCAUUACUGAAUAUUGCACCAAGGGCAGUCUAACGGACAUUUUGGAGAACACUGACGUCAAGUUAGACACUAUGUUCACGGCGUCCAUCGUCACUGAUAUUCUAAAGGGUAUGACCUACCUUCACUCGUCCGAGCUGAAGUAUCACGGGAACCUGAAGUCAUCCAACUGUGUGGUGGACAGUCGCUGGGUGGUCAAGGUCACGGACUUCGGACUGCAGGAGUUCAAGGCCGGCAGCAAGGACGAAGCCGGCGAGCAUGCGUACUACCGAAACCUGCUAUGGAAGGCGCCUGAGCUCUUACGCGGUCCAAGCGUUCAGGCCGGAGGCACCCCAAAGGGAGACGUGUACGCGUUCGGCAUCAUCCUGUACGAGAUCGAGGGGAGGGAGGGUCCGUACGGCACAUGCGCAGAGGAUCCCAAAGAAAUAGUGGAGAAGGUCCGAGCCGGUACGGACCUGUUCAGACCGGAUACCCAGCACCUGGACUGUGAGAAGUUUGUGAUUGACGUCAUGCACACCUGCUGGGCGGAGCUACCGGAGUCGCGCCCCGAGUUUAAGACCAUCAGAAAUCUUCUCAAGCCCAUGAAAAGGGGAAUGAAGUCCAACAUCUUCGACAACAUGAUGAACAUCAUGGAGAAAUACGCCAACAACCUGGAGGAGCUGGUGGAAGAGAGGACGCAUCAACUGGUGGAGGAGAAAAAGAAAACUGACGCUCUUCUGUACAGCAUGCUACCGAAAACCGUAGCGGAUCAGCUGAAACGCGGGAAAAGAGUGGACCCAGAGUCGUUCGACAUGGUCACCAUUUUCUUCAGUGACAUUGUGGGCUUCACGUCACUGUCAGCGGAGAGCACUCCUUUACAGGUGGUUGACCUGCUGAACGAUCUGUACACCUGUUUCGAUGACAUCAUCAGCAACUUUGACGUGUACAAGGUGGAGACCAUUGGUGACGCGUACAUGGUGGUAUCAGGCCUCCCCUUAAAGAAUGGUGACCGCCAUGCGGGUGAGAUCGCGUCCAUGGCGCUGGCUCUGCUGAAGGCUGUCUCCAGCUUCAAGAUCAGACACCGGGGAGAUCACAAGAUGCACCUCCGGAUAGGUAUCCACUCAGGUCCUUGCUGCGCAGGAGUGGUAGGACUGAAGAUGCCACGGUACUGUCUGUUUGGUGACACGGUCAACACCACGUCACGGAUGGAGUCUAACGGUCAAGCCCUGAAGAUUCACUGCAGCCAGGAGUGUAAGAACGUCCUGGACAGACUGGGAGGAUACCACUUGGUCAAGAGGGGGGUGAUCCCAAUGAAGGGAAAGGGGGAGUUGGUGACCUACUGGUUGUUAGGAGAGGACAAGAGUGGUCGGCACAACCUGCCCCCUCCGCCCCCCUCCCCAUGUCCCCGCUCACCCUACCACCCCACAUCCAACAACCUGAAGGCGAUCUCACGGAAACUCUCGCCUCUUAUGGUCAACAACUUUACACAGAACGAUUUGAACAAAAGCUACAGGCCUGUCAAACGGACAGCUCAACGGAGGAACAGCGCGCCGCCAGCUGCGAACAUGGGCCGCCGGGCCAGCUAUCAUGUCCCGUCACGGCAUGACCUUGACAUCUUAGAACUGUAGGAACAGCAAACCACAAUAGCUGACGGAAUAGCUAGCACGUGCUAUCACGGUCUGAUCAUCUUAGAACUGCAGGUACAGUACAACUUGGGCUGACGGAACAGCUAGUGUGUGCUAUCACGGCCUGAUCAUGUUAGAACUGUAGGUACAGUACAACUUGGGCUGCCGGAACAGCUAGUGUGUGCUAUCACAGCCUGAUCAUCUUAGAACUGUAGGUACAGUACAACUUGGGCUGCCGGGACAGCUAGCUCGUACUGUCACAGCAUGAUCUUCACAUCUUAGAACUGUAGGAACAGCAAACCACAAUAGCUGACGGAAUAGCUAGCACGUGCUGUCACGGCCUGUCCUCGACAUCUUAGAACUGUAAGAACAGCACAGCCUUGGGCUGUCGGAAUAGCUAGCACGUACUGUUACGGCCUGGACUCCACAUCUUAGAACUGUAUGAACAGCACAACAUUGGCUGUUACAGCUGUUACAGCCCUAGCCUGGCCUCUACGGAACUGUUGGAACAGCACAACCAAUAUUCGACGGGAAAGCUAGCCGCUGUCACGGACUGGCCUUGGCAUCGUAGAUCAUUGAGGAUAGCAUAGCCUUCACAGCCUUGGGCUGUACUGUCAAGGCGUGGCAACGACAUCAUAGAACUGUUAGAACACCUGGCUAGAUAACAGGUACUGUCACUGUCCAAGUGGCCUCGACAUCUGAGAACUACAGGGAACAGCACAUCUUUGGAGCUGUCGGGAUAGCUAGCACGUAAUCAUAGCCUGCCCUGCGGACAUCCUUUAGCUAUAAGGAUAGCAGAACCAUGGGAUACUGGGUUAGCCAGCACGUGCAGGCCGCGACAUUAUAGAACUAUACGGACAGCACAACCUUGGUUCACAAGACCAACUAUCGUGGCACGUACUAUAACGUGCUGAACAUCUUAGAACUGUACAGUACAACCAUGGGCCACCAGGACAGCAAGCACAUACUGUCACGGCCUGACCACAUUAUAUCAUAGAACAAUAUUAGCAUAUCUGUCACCAAGAUGAAAGCUACACAUAGUGUUGUUGGAAUCAUAAAAAAGAUAAAACGUAUAUAGCAAAGUAAGCAAACAAGGUGAAUGUUGUCAUAAAAGGGUCUACAUUAGCAAUAGCAUUAGUGGCUGUAUCCACAAUUUGAACGUACGACAUGUAAAUAAUGUAAAGGGUGAUUUUGUGUCAUUUUGUCUUGUCAGAAAUACAGCAAAGAAUUGGUAUCCGAUUCUUUAACAUAAGGAAAUCACUCAAUCAGAAUGUCCCCUCCCAAAGGGUGUAUUUCUGUAAGGGUCUUAUCAAAGUUGUGCCAAUCUUUAUAGUUUGAUUGCCUUU